UUUCAUGUCAUCACCUAAGAACUGAUUGUCAGUGUUACACCUCUUUAUUACUAUGUUCAGUCUGACAACAGAAGCAGGAUCUCUUUCCACAUUCCUUAAACAGCAGGAUGCCCUUCCAUCUGAUGUGUUGGGCAUUCUUGGGUCUGUGGUCUUGGAAUAUUUUAUGGACAACAGGCCUUUCUUACCCGAAAGCUCUGCCAUGCGACAUCAGUGAGGCCAGCAAUGGCUCGGGGCUCAAGGUGGACUGCACCGAAAGAAACCUUAAGGAAAUCCCCCCUGGCAUCCCCAGGGACACCACCAACCUGACUCUCACCAUCAACCACAUUCCAAUGUUGAACUCCACCUCUUUUCACAACCUGGACAACUUGACAGAGAUUGACAUGAGGUGCAACUGCGUCCCUAUCAAAAUCGGCCCCAAGGACCGCAUGUGCACCAAGAGUGUGACGAUUGAGGAGAACACCUUCACGGCACUGAAGAAACUGCGAGCGUUGUAUUUGGAUGGGAACCAGCUCAACGGUAUCCCGAAAGGCCUUCCAUCAAACCUGAUUCUCCUGAGCUUGGAAGUGAAUCACAUUUUCUACAUUUCCAAGGAAAACCUCUUUGAAUUAAGAAACAUCCAGGUGCUCUACCUUGGUCAAAACUGUUACUUCCGUAACCCCUGCAACGUUUCCUACGAUAUAGAAGAUGGCGCUUUUCACCAGUUUAACAACUUGACGUUAUUGUCUCUGAAGUCAAACAACCUAUCAUUCAUCCCACAUAACCUGCCCACAAGUUUGAAGGAGCUUUAUCUUUAUAACAACAACAUUCAAAAAGUCACUGAUGAUGAUCUUAAGAACUUAACUAACCUUGAGAUCCUUGACAUUAGUGGGAAUUGUCCUCGCUGUUACAAUGCACCUUUCCCAUGCACUCCGUGCCCAAACAACGCACCGCUUAGCAUUAGCAAGACAGCUUUUGAGAAGCUGACAAAGCUAAAGAUCCUACGUCUGCACAGUAACUCCCUGACACGUGUGGCUUCGGAAUGGUUUGCUAAAACAAAAGAUCUCCGAGUUCUUGAUCUGUCAUCCAACUUUUUAGCAAGAGAAAUCGGAAUCACUGAAUUCCCGCUGUUCCUAGGGAAACUAGAAGAGCUUGACCUGUCAUUUAACUAUGAGCUCCAGCGGUAUCCUCAAAUGCUGAGGCUGAGCUGCAGUUUUUCCAAGCUUGAGUCUCUUAAAAUCCUCAGACUCAAGGGUUAUGUGUUUCAGCAGCUAAAGCCAGAGAGCAUUGCUCCUUUGAAACAUCUACCUAACCUGGAAGUCAUAGAUCUCGGUACAAACUUCAUUAAAAUGGCAAACCUUAGCAUUCUGAUGGAACUUAAAAGUUUUAAAGUAAUCGGUCUGUCUGACAACAAGAUAUCAUCCCCGUCCGACGUUCAAGAUAAUUUUGGCUUCACCGAUGAUGAGCCUUUGCUCUGGUCACCAAUGCCAAAUAGUGAUCAGUACCGCAACAAAGAAGUGCGAGAGAUUCAUUACUUCAGAUAUGACGAAUAUGCACGCAGCUGCAAGUACAAAGAUAAAGAACUCGGAGACAUCACAUCUUUUGUUAAAAGUGAAUGUAGUAAUUUUGGCAAAACCUUAGAUGUAAGCAGGAACAACAUAUUCUUCCUGCAUUCAAGGUUUUUAAAUCUCACUGAGCUGAAAUGUCUAAAUCUUUCUGGGAAUGCAAUGAGUCAGAGCCUGAAUGGAUCAGAAUUUACAAAUCUGAAAAACUUACAGUACCUUGACUUCUCAUCCAAUCGCCUAGACCUGCUGUACUCCUCUGCAUUUCAAGAGCUUGAAAAUCUGGUCAUAUUAGACAUUAGCAAUAACAACCAUUAUUUUGAGUCAGAGGGUGUGACCCACAUGCUUAACUUCACAAAGAAUUUAACAAAACUCAAGACUCUGUUCAUGAACCACAACAAGAUCUCUACGUCCACUAACACAGAGAUGGAGAGCAAAUCCCUAGAGAGGUUAGAGUUCAGGGAUAAUCGCUUGGACAUGCUGUGGAGAGAUGGAGACACUAGGUAUGUUAACUAUUUUAAAAACCUACUUAACCUUACUGUCCUCGAUAUCUCUCACAACAAUCUCAAUUUUAUUCCACGUCAAGUCUUUGGUGGCAUGCCAGACAAGUUAUCUGAGCUCUACAUCAGAAGAAACAAACUUAAAUCCUUUGCAUGGGGGGAAUUACAGCUCCUGCGCUCUUUAAAGAUCUUGGACCUCAGUGAAAACCAUCUAACUACAGUCCCACGUGUGCUGUCAAACUGUAGCACAUCACUUGAGAAAUUUAUACUGCAUAAAAACCAGAUUGUAAGACUUACACCCAAGUUUCUCAUGGAUGCAUUCAAUUUAAAGUAUCUGGAUCUAAGUUUUAACCACAUCCAGUAUGUUGAAGAAUCCAGCUUUCCAGAUGGCGUAGUAUCACAGAUGGACAUGCUACUCCUGCACAAAAACAGAUUCAUGUGCACCUGCAACGCCACUUGGUUUGUGAAAUGGCUCAACACCACCAACGUGACCAUCCCUCAACUCGGAACGGACGUCGCCUGCGUGGCUCCUGGUGCACAGAGAGGUCAUCCGGUGAUCUCCGUGGACUUGCUGGCUUGUCAACAUCCCUUCCUGUCCAUCAUCCUCUACACCCUCAUGACGUCCAUUGUCCUCAGCUUUCUGACCCUGUCCAUCUCCAGCCACCUCUUCAUGUGGGACGUCUGGUACAUCUACCACUUCUGCAGGGCUAAGCUAAAAGGGUACCGCCGGCUGCACUCUCAGAGUGCCAUCUAUGAUGCUUUUGUGAUUUAUGACAAAGAAGAUCCAGCUGUGUCAGAGUGGGUGCUGAAGGAGAUGUGCACCCAGCUGGAGCAGGGUGGAGACCGUGGCUUGACUCUGUGUCUGGAGGACAGAGACUGGAUCCCUGGAUGCCCCUUGAUUGAUAACCUCUCCCAAAGCAUCCACAAGAGCAAGAGGACUGUUUUUAUUCUCACCAGAAAAUACAUCAAAGGGGGGAACUUCAGGACGGCCUUCUACAUGGCCCACCAAAGACUGAUGGAUGAAAAAAAUGAUGUGAUUGUAUUGAUUUUCCUGGAAAAAGUCUCUUGCAACUCAAAGUAUCUGCGAUUACGGAAGCGGCUGUAUAAGCGCUCUGUACUCGAGUGGCCUGCAAACCCUCAGGCACAGCAGUAUUUCUGGUUCAGCCUGAGGAGUGUUUUAGCCACUGAGAGCCACAAACAAUACAACAAUCUUUUCAAAGAAACACUGUAAAAAGGAACA
Messenger RNA from Oryzias melastigma (Indian medaka), 3278 nucleotides. RefSeq names its product toll-like receptor 7 (gene tlr7). Gene Ontology annotation, molecular function: pattern recognition receptor activity; protein binding. Gene Ontology annotation, biological process: toll-like receptor signaling pathway; canonical NF-kappaB signal transduction; defense response to virus. The record is from RefSeq and is a predicted model, not a curated record. The coding region runs from base 108 to 3269 and encodes 1053 amino acids. The transcript is spliced from 2 exons. Lineage: Eukaryota; Metazoa; Chordata; Actinopteri; Beloniformes; Adrianichthyidae. Gene Ontology annotation, cellular component: plasma membrane.